Messenger RNA from Prorocentrum cordatum, 3339 nucleotides. The record is from the annotation of a GenBank genome assembly. Lineage: Eukaryota; Dinophyceae; Prorocentrales; Prorocentraceae.
AUGGGCCGCGGCGGCGGGGACAAGGGCGCUCAUGGCGGGGCCUGCGGCCAGGGCAAGGACAAGUCGGGCUCGUUCGUGGCUUGCACGCACUGCCGUUACCGGUGGAACUUCAAGUCCAAUCACUGGUGUUACCAGUGCUGCUCGCCGCUGGUGCCGUACCCGUCGGCCGACAAGAAGCCAGCGGGCCAGUGGACGUUCGGUCCGCCAGCGGUGGCCUCGAGCCCCUUCGCGGAUGCCGCUGCUGGUGCUGCCGCGGCGCCGCCUCCUGGGAGCAAGGGCCCGCCAGUCCCGAAGCGUGGCGCCAAGGGAGGCCAGGCCAAUCGUCGGCCCUGGGUCUGGCACGGUCCUGGCUGGUACCCUCACGGGGGUGGCCCGCCCCCAGCGCCUGAGGCGGAGGCGGCUCCUGCGGCGGACCCACUCGCGGCCUUGCGAGCCGAGCUGGGGGACUGCGCCGAGCUGGAGGCCAUCGCCGCCAGGAGGGAUGCGGCCAAGACUCAGCAGCCCGAGCCCGCCCCUCGUCGACCGCCGCUGCUGGAGGAGGAGGAGUCCACCAAAGGCAUCGCGUGCAGGCGUGCGCAGGCGUGGCUGGAGACCUGCGCCGCCCGUGUCGUCGAGGGGGAGGCGUGGCUGGCCGCUGCCAAGGCCGCGGAGGACGACGCCGUUGCUGCGGCGCAUCAGGCCCAGCUUGACUGGGAGGAGGCUUGCAAGAAGCAGCUGCCGUCGCCUCCCCUUGAAGGCGAGGAGGACAAAGGCCAGGCACCCGCUGCUUCGGCCAUCAACGUCUCCACGCUCGUUGACGAGGGCACGCUGCAGAUCGUGGACGGGCCGCUCUUCAACAUGGAGGGGCUCGAGAUCGACAGCGGCGACAAGGACGAGUGGAACCGCAUCAAGGCAGAGCUCGCAGCCAGCGUCCAGGAGAAGGUGCAGCAAGCUCUUGGCCCAGCCGCUGAGCAGAUUGUCAAGCUCCGCGACGAAGCCAAGCAGCUGCACGCCAGGAUGCAGGUGUGGCUGCGCAACCCCCAGGUUCUGGUUGAAGAGGGCGAUGCGGCGCACUUCAUGGCGCUGGGUGUUGAGUACGUGGCGGAUUGGCUGGCUCACCCUGAAUUUCGCCAUUUCAUCGACGAUGCCAUCCUGAUCGCGGGGCACGACAAUGCAGAUACCGUCCAGAUGGAUCUCGCCAGGGACAUUUGCGCUGCAGCAUGGAGAGCGAAGAAGCACAUCCGCUUGAACUACCACAGUUGCCUGCAGCGCCUCGAGCUGACGGACCAUGAGGCGUGGGAGCAGGAGCUUGCACGCCACGGGGAGACCAUGGCGACUGCUAUCGAGCUCUUCGACGAGCGCCCACCGCCACCCAGGCGGCAGGCAGACACCAGCAUCGAGUUCGUUGUCGAGCCCCCCUUCUGCGGCAGGUGCCAGUGCGGAUCCGUCGUCGACGAUGUCCACGUGUGCGCCAGCUUCCUCGGCUUCUCCGAUUGCGACCUGGGCGUCGUCUUCCUUACUCCAGGGGUGCCGGCGUUCGACGAGGGGUACCACGACCCAUUCGACGACUUGGACCAGGGGCGCCAGGCCAACCCCAACAGCACGCGCCAGAAGCAGCUGGAGGCCCAGCGCCUGGCGCCGGGGCCCCCGCCCGCGGUGGGCAGGCCGGGGGCCCAGGGCUGGCCCGGGCCCGCCGGGGGCGCGCUCGUGCAGCAGGUUCGACACGGUCCAUCUGAUGGGAGACCUGGCCGGCUGCAGCACUUCCGCUUCGGUUGCGACAGGGCCAAGGGCCGCUUCUAUUACCGGUUCCACAAGCUGAUCGGUAAGUGGAACUGGCGCAAGUACACCGAGCGCUACAUGGCCCCUCGCGCGCUUGAGAACCGGCAGCGGUGGAUACCCUCUGCCAACGCCAGGUACACCGUCGCGCGGAAGGCGAAGGAGUGGCUGUGGCUUUUGCCCAAGGGCCUGGCUGCGGCCACCACGCCGGACGAGGUUCUCGAGGUCUGGAUCAGGUUUCGACACAAGCACCCGAAGAAGACAUAUCACUACUUCAAAUUCCUCAAGCGGCUCGUGGACGUGGGCGGCUGCGACGUCUCGGACUGGCGCCUCAAGUUCGCAACGUCCAGGAUGCGCAACAUCCACCGGAAGGUGCUGAACCUGCCCCGCCUGGCCAAGCUCUACGGCCAGCUGCGCGCGACUUCCGAGCUGGAGCACCUGUCGCGCUUCAUCUACAAGAUGCUGCACAAGUACGAGCCCAGCCAGCUCGUGGUCGCCGCCAGCGCCUUCGGCGAGGCGCGCCUGCAGGACAGGCGGCUCUUUAGCGAGGUGGCGCGGCUGCUGGCUCCCCGGCUGGAGACGCUGAGCCCCACCGACCUGGUCAGGCUCGCGCAGGCCUUCGCCUCCGCGGAGGUCUGCCACUACACGCUGCUGACGCAGGUCUCUGGCCAGGCGCAGGUCAGGGUACAGCAGGCCUCUGCGGGCACGGCGCCGCCCGGCUCCUGCCCGACCUUCCCCCAGCUGACCGAGUUGGCCGAGGCCUUCGCGAGGCUGAAGCUGCAGGACUACUCCUUCUUCGGGAUGUGCUCGCUGCAGGCGCGCCAGCUGCUGCUCGAGGGGCUGCCCGGGCCGACGCCGCCGGCGCUCGCCAGGCUGUGCUCGGCCUGCUCGCGCCUGAAGAUCCACGAGGUCAGGCUCUACGAGUCCGUCCUCGCGCACGUGAGCGACCACUGGUACGACUACCCAGCGGCGUCGUUGGCGUUGAUCGGGGCCGCGGUGGCGCCAACACUGCCGCAAGAGCCGCCGCCGGUGGCGGAGGUGUACGGCAAGAUGCAGGACGUGAUCGUUUCUGACGUGGACAGGCUCCAGCUGCGCGGCGUCGAGUGGGCCGCCAAGUUCAUGGCCGCCGUAGAGCCCCCGCAGGACGGCCCCUCGCGCCUCGCGCGCGCUCUCAUCAAGCGUUUCAUGAAGCUGCGCAACGAGACGAAGGAGCGCUACGACGUGGGCAGGAUGGCGGAGGUGUUUGCGCGCAGGGCGCCAGAGGAUAAGGCUCUCUUCUCGGCCCUGUGCCGCCAUGUCCACCGGCAUUUAGGCGUAUUCGAGCCGCUGGAUUUCGUGCGAUUCGCGCGAGGCUUGGCGGCCGCGGAGUACCGCGACGAGCGGGUCGUCCACGCUUUGGCGAAGUGGGCGCGCAAGCGCUCUGCGGAGUUUACGACGUACGACUGGGACCGCUUCGUGAAAUCAGUCGGGUCGAUGAGCGUGCAGUCUCGCUUGUCGCUGCUCCAGCGGCUCGGGCCGCCCUCCGGGGACACCGGGGGCCCCGACUCUGCGACCGCGGGGCCGGCCGUCGGCGCGCCCGCGUAG